This is a messenger RNA of Ambispora gerdemannii, 1581 nucleotides long. The record is from the annotation of a GenBank genome assembly. NCBI's taxonomy places the organism in Eukaryota, Fungi, Glomeromycota, Glomeromycetes, Archaeosporales, Ambisporaceae.
AUGUCAGUGACAUUACCUGAACAAACAAAUACUAAUGAUAAUAACAAUAAAACAUCAAAUGCAGAAAAUACAAAUUCAUCGAUCAAUCGCGUUAAUGAUGAAAUAUUCCCCAAAGUAUCAUUUGAUGAGAAUCCUUUAAAGAUAACGGAACUGAAUUCUUCCUCGUCUGAUCCAUAUAUCAACAACAAUAUUGAAGAUUUAUUCGGGUCCGUAUUAAGCACCGUUCAACAACAACCACGAACCGACGAAAAUUUUAAAGAGCCUGAUAAAAACAUCGAGUCUUUUAAGCCGAAUUUUCAAAAUCUUGAUUCAGCAACAACAAUGGUUAAACCACGAGAAAUUUCUUUAGAUGACACAGACCAGAUUUUAUCUUCAAAAAGGAAUGAUACUCAUGACAUUAGAGAUUUGUCAUCGAAUUCUGUAGUAGAAAUCGCUCAAAACAACACUGAAGGAUUGUUCGAAGUAACCAAACCAUAUCAAGUAAAUUCCAAUGUUGUAUUUGUAUCUCCCAUCUCGGAGAUUCCAUUCGAAGAUGAAAUUUCUAAAAUUCAAUCACCCAUUGACGCUUCAGUUACUAAAAAUCACCAAAUUCUUAAAGGAACAUCCCCAGAAAAGAUUGGCAUUAGUGAUAAUGAAGUUCGUAAUGUUCCUCUCACCCUCGCAUCACCGGAAACUAAUGGGAAGAAAGCUUUGAGCAUGUUUUUUAUUUUGUCGUUGGUAGUAGCGACUAUUGCUAUAUUAGUUUGGCAAGGGAAAUUUGAGCAGGAAAUUUCUCCCGAGAUGAGAAAUCGACCAAUUUUCAAAGAAUUCGCAAAAUCAACUUCUCAUUUAUCGAAUAAACUUGGAAAUGCCGAAAUACCAGUUUCUGGACCAAUACUGGAUCUUCGUUCAUCGUGUCACACGCUUCGCGACACUUUGAAAAAUCACAAAAAGCUAGAUAAAUACGACAAUCUUGUUGCUUAUCUUGAUGAUCUAGGCGAGUUGCUAUUUAAUGCCGGAGAUGAAAUUUCGCGAUUGCAUGUCGAUGGAGAUUCUUUCCUCACAAGCAUUCAACAACAUCUUGUCGACUUAGAAGAUUAUAUUCCUAUCGAUGCUCCAUUAUCAUGCGGUAAAACUAUCGAUUCACUUUCCGUUCUACUAAAAUCAAUAAUCUGGGAUUUUGGCAAAUUUGAAACUAGUCUACGUAGCGCCCUCAAAGCUAUCAAAAAUGCGUUAAACAAAUAUAAGCAGUUGGGGAAUAUCACGAGUAAUCUGAAUAUACGGAAUCGUGUAGAGUAUGUAGACACAAUCCAAAACGGAAUAAAAAGCUUAGAGGAAGCUGUUGAAUCUGUCGAGGAGUUAGAUAAAGAAGUGCAAUUUGUCAGAUCCAAAGUUAUCGAUGAUAAAAAAUUGCUUAAUUAUAUGUGUGGUUAUUAUGUAGGAGAUGAACAAGAUCAAGAAGCAUUGCAGGAAACACGAGAGCAAGUUAUUAAAGAUCUUGAAAAAUUCAAGGAGAAGAUGCAUGUGAGAAACGUAGUAAUUCCAGCUGCCUCUCCUUCAGUAUCUCCAGUAGUGAAACCUAGAUUUGGUAUUUUUUGGUGA